Syngnathus acus (greater pipefish) is the source of this 2194-nucleotide messenger RNA. It is a transcript of the gene rasl10a, whose product is annotated as RAS-like, family 10, member A. The coding region runs from base 614 to 1225 and encodes 203 amino acids. NCBI's taxonomy places the organism in Eukaryota, Metazoa, Chordata, Actinopteri, Syngnathiformes, Syngnathidae. Gene Ontology annotation, molecular function: GTPase activity; GTP binding. The transcript has 4 exons. The record is from RefSeq and is a predicted model, not a curated record.
GUGCCCAUGGUGGGGCUGUGAUGGAUUGGGCUCAUCGUCCCUGCCCUGACCGUGGACCCGCUCUCUCCACUAAUCAGUCGUGUCCCUCGGCGAGAUGAUGUGCACGCCUGCAUCUCCGUGACAGCUUCCACACUGAAUCACGUGACAGAAGGAGGGAGAGAGAAAGAGAGAAGCUGGUGCCUUAUCCGCAGACGCACGGUGCUCGUCAAUAGGAUGCCAUAACAGAAACCACACGCCUGACACACGACUGCGUGGAUGAUCUUUUUUUUUUCUUAAUACGACCCAAAGUCGAAUGAGUCCAUCUAUGCCGUCGAUUUGAGCAAGAAUAAUAUGUGGAAGACGUACGACAGUGUGUGAUUUUAGCACACGUGGAGCGCGUCUGGGUGCCGUGUGAUGGAGGUGCGUGGAAACGGUGCAUCGUGGGGAUGAAGACACCGAGGGCUCCUGCGCGUCUCGGCCAAGGAUGCUUUUACAGAGAACACAAGUCUGCUGGCUGCCUGGAUUAUUUGUUCGGCCCUCCAGCCUGGAGCUGUAACUUGGCUCUCUGUGAUCCACCUGCGAUAAAUCGAGCUUGACUUCCGGGUGUCCAUGGUGUUGACCCGGGGCACCAGGAAUGGUGGAGACGCUGAGUAUCGCCGUCAUCGGUGCUCCCGGAGUGGGCAAAACUUCGAUCAUUCGCCAGUUCAUCUACAACGACUUCUCCGAGGUGUACACGCCGACCCGUUCUAGAUAUGUGUACCGACCCUCCGUCAUCCUCAACGGGAGCAUGUACGAACUGAAGGUCCUGGACGUCCCUCCGAUCUCCUCCUUUCCGUCCAGCUCCAGUCAGGAGUGGCUGGAUUUGCGUUGCAGAGGCGUUCGCAACGCCAACGCCUACAUCUUGGUGUACGACAUCUGCUGCGUGGAGAGUUUUGAAUAUGUAAAGAUGAUCAGGCAGCAGAUAGUCGAACACAGGGAAGGCAGCAGCAGCGAGGUGCCCAUACUGGUGGUGGGCAACAAAAGAGACCUGCAGCGUCAGCGCUUCAUGCCUCGCAGAGCGGUGUCGGUUCUGGUCAAGAAGACGUGGAAGUGCGGCUAUGUGGAAUGCUCGGCCAAGUUCAACUGGCACGUGGUACUGCUCUUCAAAGAGCUGCUGGGCAUCGCCGUGGCACGGGGCCUGCGUCAGAACCACACCUCCAUCCGCCUGCAAGGGGCACUGCAGAGGAACCGCUGCACCAUCAUGUGACCCUCUCACCUCAGCAGGGCAGCAAAGGACUUCUAGAUCUAAAUGGCUGGAAACUAAAUACCCUGUGGCCUCCUGCAUUACUGAGCUGAUUUUACAUCAUGAGAUUUAUCAGAAGCUGCGCUUGCACGAUUCCAUUCCUGGGUCAUCCAACUGCUUCCGAUUCUCAGUUCACUUUUCUGGCAUAAAAGUAGGAGGAGUCAACAUAUGACACACAAGGCCUUGUAUUGCAUAGACACUCAGGUGUCUGACUCCCUUACUUCUUAUUGUGAGGCUUGCCUUGCAGCCUGAUUGAAAGGAAGCUAUUUUUGUGAGACUCGAAAGUGAGAGGCAGCAAUAUCGGUUGAGUCUUCCUUUUGAAUAUGUCUUAUUCAGUGAGGGGGAGGAGGUGACAAAAGAACAGAAAAAGAUAUUUGGUGAGUUCUUCUCAAAGAGUUGGAUUAGAUAUCUUUCUAGAAUCAGUAAGGUAGCCUACAUUGUCCUGAUUUAAUGACAUUUUCUUUCCUAUCCACACAGCACUUAAGAUUAUGUUUGUUUAGGCAAAGGGAGUUGUAUAGUUUUUGGGCAGCGGAAAAUGCUGCAGUCGCUUAUCGUGAUGUACCGUAGGACCCCUGCACAACACCCUACCCCAUUUCAUCAUCCCCCCACUCAGUGGCUGAUAAUGGUAUGAAUACAUUAACGCAAGGGAACGAUGGACCUGCAGGAGUUUGCAGAGCCUGAAAAAAAGGCACUGCAUGCUCGUUUUGUUUAGUGUGCGUACGUGCGUGCGUGCUUGAUCGCUGACAUUCAAGCAAGUAGAAGGACGGAAUGAGCAAAUGAGAAACAGAAGCUUUGUCACAGGAAGGAGCAAUAAAAUUCCACCUGACCGACAAAGAGAAGACACUGUGUUGUGUUUAGAAUCAGUCAAUUAAACCAUCCACUAAUCCACACCUUAAAAAAAAAAUGCUGCAGCAGUGCUCCAAGACGUCAACC